AUGGUCGCUAUCGGAUACUUUUCUAUCGCCCUCCUCGGUCUCGCUGGCCUGGCCACUGCCUCCCCUUCCGAGGGUGACAUGGUCAACAUGGAGGGUCGUUACGUCAAGGCCACCUUCGGAGGCCCUGGCGCGGCUCCAAGGUGGAGGGUGCGAGAUGAGGCCGGUAGCUCUCUUGCCAAGCGCAGCUCCUGCGCCAGUGGCAACUGCAAGAUCCCAUCUACCUUUGGAGGGCACAAGAUGGCGGGUGCCAUCAAGAUGCGCUACGAGGACUCCCUGUACGAGCGUGAUGACCACUACGAUGUCUCUCUCACUAAGCGAAUCUCCUGCGCCAGCGGCAACUGCAAAUUUCCCUCGACUUUUGGAAAGCACAAGAUGGCGGGUGCCGUGGCCUGA
Messenger RNA from Clonostachys rhizophaga, 393 nucleotides. NCBI's taxonomy places the organism in Eukaryota, Fungi, Ascomycota, Sordariomycetes, Hypocreales, Bionectriaceae. The record is from the annotation of a GenBank genome assembly.